AUGCCCCUAACUUAUGGAAUCGAUGAUGAACACGAGCAAUUAUCUAUUGAUUGUGUUGAGCUUAAUAAUGUGGUGUUAGCUAUGCGUCCUUUGAUUAAAAAAUCAAAGAUUUUGGUUCUGCGGGAAAUCGCAUCUUAUAUUAAAAGAUUGAAACAGAAGCAGUCAAAGGCUCCUGGUGGAAAGGAAAAAAGAUUAGGACGUAAAAUUAUUAAUCGGCUUGCAGAGCUGCGACUUCUUAAGAAAUUUAGUACGGUGAAGUUAUGCAAACUUGUUCUGGCCAAUGUCAAUUCUCACGGGGCGCUUGAGAAAGGUGGUGAAGGUUUGACAAAACAGGAGCGCAUCGUCGUUCGAAUCGCCAACCGCCCUGAAAUUUCCUCCUUCGUUAACAGAUUCCGCGAGGAGCACUCCGAUUGGCCCACACUCGUUCAUUACUUACUGUACAAAAACACAUCCGGCAAGUGGAAGACGUCCGAACAGAAACGGCGAGCCAGCAAGAAGAAAAAGGGUGACUUACCAUUCCCCCUCAUCAACACCGACGAGAUUCUUGACAACCAGGGACCGUCCACCAUCCACGAGUUCGCGGCUUUUAAGGAAGCUCACGAUCGAGAGUUGAUCGCAGCACAAAAGAGGCUCAUUGCGGAGGACGAGGAAGUGGACCUCAAAGAGUCCAAGUCGCUUUUCACUCCGCCAAGCCUGGACUUCAAGCAUUUCGAUAAUGACGACUUUGACGAGGCCCUGGCUAAGAUUAAAGUCCCCGUCCUUGAGGCUAGUCCGGAAAUUUCAGGCAGCAGUCAGAGCACAACCCCGACAAACACCCCGAACAAGAACAAGCACCCGAACGAUUCUUCAUCGGUUAAAAAGCACGAUUCUCUGCCCCAGUCAGCGAAAAAACCGGAAGUUGAGGAGCCGACGAAAUCGAGUAAGAAACCUCCAAUUAAAGAUCGAAAAACGAGUCCCAGGAAAGUGGAGGAAGCAACCGUUGUUCGCUCACCUCAGAAGACACCAGAGGACGAUGUAAUUCACGAGGUCAUCGUUGAAGAUGAAAACAUCGCUGACUUAGUCGGUGACGAGGAAGAAGAGGUGCUCGGAAAGGACGAUGUCGAUAUGAAGCAGGCUCUCCGACAACGGAAGCCGAAACCCGGGGACAGGGCUGUUUUUAAGCGAGCACAAAUGAAUCGACGGCAAGUACGCCCGUACCAGCGUGGCAGGGAUCAAGGUUAUGGCCGUCAGGGGAAGGCGCCACGGCCCAAACAGAACGCCCUCGAUUUGAAUGAGCUUCACCCGUCGUGGGCGGCCAAGCGACAGCAAAAGGCCACCUUCUCCACCAAGGCAGGCGCGCCUUCAGGAACCAGGAUUGUUUUUGCAGAUAAUAGCUAA
This is a messenger RNA of Mesocestoides corti, 1377 nucleotides long. The record is from the annotation of a GenBank genome assembly. NCBI's taxonomy places the organism in Eukaryota, Metazoa, Platyhelminthes, Cestoda, Cyclophyllidea, Mesocestoididae.